This is a messenger RNA of Aegilops tauschii subsp. strangulata, 5448 nucleotides long. RefSeq names its product ABC transporter G family member 26. The record is from RefSeq and is a predicted model, not a curated record. Gene Ontology annotation, biological process: transmembrane transport. Gene Ontology annotation, molecular function: ATP hydrolysis activity; ABC-type transporter activity; ATP binding. Lineage: Eukaryota; Viridiplantae; Streptophyta; Magnoliopsida; Poales; Poaceae. Gene Ontology annotation, cellular component: membrane.
UGCUAUAUAAUCCCUGCAUCUCCUCUCAUUCAACCCUAUCCUCUCCAGACGAGAUCUGAAGCCGCCGGGCAGCAGGGCUCCCCCAAGUACCAGGAGAAGAUAUGUUUGCAGCCUGUGCUCAUCUAUUAAAGCUUGAUACCAGCUUUCAUAGAUCCGGAUGGUUUUGAAGUGAUAGCUGGCUUGACUUUGCUUUUCUUCAAAGCAUCUUGACAGACCAAAAUCCGUAAUUUUUGGCACCAUGUUUUCGUCUAGCAAUAUAUUUGCAGGUUUUAGGUCUAAGUGAAAAGUAUCGAUCUCUGUGAAUAUAUUGUAAACCUUCACAAAUUCCCUUGAUUAUUUCAUAGCGCUAUUUUAAAAUAAAUGAUUUGUAUUGGAAAAACCAAGUUGUCCAAUAUACAUAUUCAUGACUUGAAAAAGUAAAAAAAUACAGUCAUUGUAUAUUGUGUUUGACUUAGAAAGAAAGAUGAAAAAGUUAAACAAAAAGAUGUGAAGGCAGAUGAAUGCUUUGCUUAUGCAUGAAUUCAUAUUGAUAAAGCGCUAUUGAAUGAUCAAGGAAUUUGUGAGGUUUACAUUAUCUUUGCAAGAGUUGUAUUGUUCAGUUAGACCUAGACAUGCAAGUAUAUUUCUAGGCGAAAAUAUAUUGUUAAAAAUUGCGGAUUUUUGUCUCUCAAGUUGCUUGGAGGAAAAACAAAGCCAGGCUAUCGCUUCAAAACAGUUUGGAUCUAUGUAUGAAAGAAGGGACAUUGAUGAACUGGGUUGGAUUUACUUUGACUUGCAAACUUGUUUGCAUGUUAACAUCAGGUAUGAUAGUAGAAACACAUAGCAUGCACAUCAGUCAAUAGGCUUGGCAAAACAGCUCACUUAUGCUCCAUGACAUGCUCCACUAACCUCUUUUUUUUAGCUAGUGUACAUCUUUAGGUACUUUGAGCUGGUGGAGGAGGUCAAGUGUCAUCAGUUGUCCAAGAGAAAUGUUCCAAUGAGCUACUAAAUAUUUGGAGGAAGCCUUUAUAGUUUCUUGCACAAAGAGUGUAAUGUGUUGGACCUCAUCAUGUAUUAAGUAUUAUUUUGGAGGAUAUACUAUGCUCUCUGUUUUGUUAUAUCGUGCAUGCACAUUAUAAAGUAGAGUGUGGCGCAAUAUAUAGAUCAUAAUUGUUGUUAAGGUGCUGAAUUCCAUUUAGCUUAGUAGUGGAUGCUAUGAUAGCUGAGACUGGGAUUUAUGCUGGGUCUGACCAUCUGAAUUCAGUUGUUUGUAAAAUGUUCCAUACUCGCAAUAUUAUAUACUCAUGACACGAAGGAAGGAAUGACAAAUCUUGUAAUGACUAAUGACAAGGAAGGAACGACAAAUCUUUUUUGAUCUUGUUGCUUUGCAAGCUCAUGACACGAGGUUGUUCAGGUUUUUAUCUUGUUUUGCUUGACACUAGUGCUUUACACUUAACCAUGGCAAAUCUUCACAGCUGUUUGCAGGCCUUAAGAUUUCCAUGUUUUACACUCUUGUUGUUACAGUGAGCAAGCAUGAGGAUCCAGGGGAGACAAGCCAGGAAGGAUGGAUGAGAUUGGCUGGCCCUACUCAAUGACAGUUCCUCGCGUUGACUGACUGGCCGAAUGAGGAUUGUGGUUGAUGGCAUUAGAGGAAAUGCAUCUCUAGCACGACCUACUCCAUGACAGUUCCUCGCGUUGACUGACUGGCCGAAUGAGGAUUGGGGUUGAUGGCAUUAGAGGAAAUGCAUCUCUAGCACGGCUUGUUUUCGUGUGGGAACCAAUUUUUCGUGGUCUUACUCUCAAUUUCCACUACAGCUCUAGUGUGGUGUAUAUCUCACAUAGAGCAAACUGGAGUGACCUUCCUGUGUUAGCAGUUGGCUUGUUGGAUUUGUGGAUGUAUUGGUACAACUCAGUCAUUGUUUUUUGUUUUUUGUUUCUGCGAAAACGCAAGUAUCAGUCAUUCUGGAAUCCAAUAGCACACAGAGUGGAAAUGUAAUCAUUAAUUCAUUCUUCUUGUUAAAUGGAAGGUUGGAGCGGGAGACAAAAUUUUGUUUUGGAAAGAUCGGUGGAUCCAUGGCGCAACCAUCACAGAGCUGGCCCCCUUGGUAGUGAAGACAGUCCGUACGCAGGUGGUCAACAGGAGACUGGUACGUGAUGCAAUGUGCAUGCAUGCUUGGAUGAGCGAUGUGGUGGGUGACCUAUGCACGGAAGGUCUAACCCAGUUCAUCGCAUUUUGGGAGAUCAUUUCGGAGGUUUAAUUGGAUGUUCAAACUGAGGACAACCCCAUCUGGGCUUGGAAUGUGACUGGAGUCUACACUGCAUCUUCAGCAUACAAGAUGCUAUGUGAGGGAGGAGUUAGAUUUCACUCUUUCGGAGCAAUCUGGAAAUGUUGGGCGCCACUUGCGUGUAAAAUCUUCAUGUAGCUGGCAGUGCAAUAUCGAUUGUGGACGUCGGAUAGAAGGACUAGACACGGUUUGCAAGAUCAAACGUCUAAAUGCUACUUUUGUGACCAAGAGGAAGACAUGGUCGACCACAUCUUGCAACAAUGUGUAUUCUCAAGACAAGUGUGGUACACAUGCAUGACCAGGAUGGGAUUGAGAGUGGAGCUUUGCCCAACAUAUGAAUCCCAAUUGGUGCAAUGGUGGACGGAAGCUAGAAAGCGCAUACAUAAGCAAACUCGGAAAGGAUUUGACACAUUCGUGAUGCUCAUCUGCUGGACGCUUUGGAAACAGAGGAACGCGAGGGUGUUCGGAUCGAACUAAAUUAAAAAUAAAUGGGAGACUGUGGACUUGAUCUUCGACGACUUGAGGACUUGGGCUAGGGCAGGAGCAUUUGAAGGACGACCUAUACCCGAGUAGUAGAGUAGUAUUAGGAGUGGGGUGGAGGCCUGGUUGGGUCGGCUUGUGAUUACCAUCUAGCGCAAUGUAAUAACUCUUGUACAUAUUUUCUUCUUUCUAUAAAGCUAAGGUACGCCAUUGGCGUACCUUGAAAAAAAAUUCAUUUUUCUUGUUAGAUAAUGUAAUCAUCAUCAGUUAUCCUCUGGGCUUCUAGAGUGGAAGGUUCUCCCAAACGAACCAGGGACGGUGCGCCCUUGGAAAGAUUGUGGGUCACCAAACAAGGGUAAAAAUACCCGGUAACAAAGUAGGCACGCUCUUGGUUGCUGGUAGUUGCUCGCUCCUGUCAUGCGAUUUCUACUUGGUUGAUAAUAAAAAGAAGAGAGCGGCCGUGUGCCUGGCUUUCUCUCUCUGAACCUAACUCCCAGCCAUGGAGAUCAGCAGCGAGGAGAGGGUGGAGCUGUCCAUCGUGGAGCACCUCCCCGACAAUGGCGACGCCGGCGUGGAGGAGGAUCAUCUAUGGCCGACCAAGGACGGCCCUCUUCCUAUAUUCCUCAAGUUUGAGAAUGUGGAGUACAAGGUGAAGCUGGGUGCCAAGAACCCCCUGACGGCUGCAAAGGUGGCCUUCGCGUCUCACAUGAGGGUGGAUCAUGGCGGCAGCAGCUGCAAGCACAUCCUCAAGGGCAUCGGCGGCAGCGUCGACCCCGGCGAGAUCCUGGCACUGAUGGGCCCCUCCGGCAGCGGCAAGACCACCCUGCUCAAGAUACUCGGAGGCAGGCUGGGCGGCGCCGUCAAGGGCCAGAUCACCUACAACGACACCCCCUACAGCCCCUGCCUCAAACGGAGGAUGGGAUUUGUGACGCAGGACGACGUGCUGUUCCCUCAGCUGACGGUGGAGGAGACGCUGGUGUUCGCGGCCUUCCUGAGGCUGCCGGCGCGCAUGUCCAAGCAGCAGAAGCGCGACCGGGUGGACGCCAUCAUCGCGGAGCUGAACCUGGAGCGGUGCCGGCACACCAAGAUCGGCGGCGCGUUCGUGCGCGGGGUGUCGGGCGGCGAGAGGAAGCGGACGAGCAUCGGGUACGAGAUCCUGGUGGACCCGUCGCUGCUGCUGCUGGACGAGCCCACGUCGGGGCUGGACUCCACGUCGGCCAGCAAGCUCAUCGUCAUCCUGCAGCGGCUGGCCAAGUCGACGCGGCGGACCAUCAUCACCACCAUCCACCAGCCGUCCAGCCGGAUGUUCCACAUGUUCGACAAGCUGCUGCUCAUCUCCGAGGGCCACGCCAUCUACCACGGCAAGGCCAGGGACUGCAUGCACCACUUCUCCUCGCUGGGGUUCACGCCGGAGAUCCCCAUGAACCCGGCCGAGUUCCUGCUGGACCUCGCCACGGGCAACCUCGAGGACAUCAGCGUCCCGGGGCUGCUCCGGGACGGCUCGCCGGCGCCGCAGGAGUUCAGGUCCCGCGUCGUGGCGUACCUGCAGGCCAAGUACAGGGACCACGCCGGGGACGGCGGGGAGGGCCAGGCGAAGCAGCCGGCGAGGCGGCCCGGGGAGCAGCUGAGGCUGGCCAUCCGGAUGCGCAAGGACCGGAGCAUCAACUGGUUCCAGCAGUUCGUGGUGCUGUCGCGGCGCACGUUCCGGGAGCGCGCCGCCGACUACCUGGACAAGAUGCGGCUGGCGCAGGCCGUGGGCGUGGCGCUCCUGCUGGGCCUGCUCUGGUGGAAGUCGCAGACGGGCAACGAGGCGCAGCUGAGGGACCAGGUGGGGCUCAUCUUCUACAUCUGCAUCUUCUGGACCUCGUCGUCGCUCUUCGGCUCCGUCUACGUGUUCCCCUUCGAGAAGCUGUACCUGGUCAAGGAGCGCAAGGCCGACAUGUACCGCCUCAGCGCCUACUACGCCAGCAGCACCCUCUGCGACGCCGUGCCGCACGUCGUCUACCCGGUCCUCUUCAUGGCCAUCCUCUACUUCAUGGCCGACCUCCGCCGCACCGUCCCCUGCUUCUGCCUCACCCUCCUCGCCACCCUCCUCAUUGUCUUCACCAGCCAGGGGACGGGGGAGCUGCUGGGGGCGGCGAUCCUGAGCGUGAAGAGGGCGGGGGUGAUGGCGUCGCUGGUGCUGAUGCUGUUCCUGCUCACCGGAGGGUACUACGUGCAGCACAUACCCAAGUUCAUACGGUGGCUGAGGUACGUCUCCUUCAUGCACUACGGCUUCAACCUGCUGCUCAAGGCGCAGUACCACGGCCACCUCACCUACAACUGCGGGAGCCGGACCGGGUGCCAGCGGCUGCAGUCGUCCCCGUCCUUCGACACCGUCGACCUCGACGGCGGCAUGCGCGAGGUCUGGAUCCUGCUCGCCAUGGCCGUCGCGUACCGCCUCCUCGCCUACUUCUGCCUCCUCAAGAGGAUCACCCUCACGCCCUUGUGAAAAGAUGAACCAUGGGAGUUGGGCACGGCGUGCUUUGCUAGAUAGGUCUUCCGAAUUAUCCUUUGUCACAUGUAAUGCAUGUUUGUUAAUGGGUACACGCCUAGAAGGCAAGAACCGAGAGCAAUGUGCAUGGGUUUUCUUCUUGUUUGUUUCCUUAGUUUUCCUUGCGUGGAGGUAAUGAGGCCUUGCUGAAAGCGGUGGCCCAAGCUAUCC